Messenger RNA from Numida meleagris (helmeted guineafowl), 769 nucleotides. RefSeq names its product calcium/calmodulin dependent protein kinase II inhibitor 2 (gene CAMK2N2). The transcript is spliced from 2 exons. Gene Ontology annotation, molecular function: protein kinase binding; calcium-dependent protein kinase inhibitor activity. Gene Ontology annotation, biological process: negative regulation of protein kinase activity. Bases 34 to 273 code for a protein of 79 amino acids. The record is from RefSeq and is a predicted model, not a curated record. Lineage: Eukaryota; Metazoa; Chordata; Aves; Galliformes; Numididae.
GGCGCGGCGCGGCUCGGCCCGCUCGGCCCCGCCAUGUCGCAGGUGCUGCCCUACGGCGAGGACAAGGUGGGUCGCUACGGCGCCGAGCCCGAGGCGGGGGAGCUGCCCUUCAGCUGCCGCCUGCAGGACACCAACGCCUUCUUCGGGGGCAACCAGGGCAAGCGGCCCCCCAAGCUGGGACAGAUCGGCCGCGCCAAGAGAGUGGUGAUCGAGGAUGACCGGAUAGACGAGGUGCUCAAGGGCAUGACGGAGAAGUCGCCGUCGGGGGUAUAAACCCGGAGAACCACCACCAGGACCCACGGAGGGGGGGGGGGCAUGCCCACGCCCCCCCCCACACCCCGGGGAGGGGGUACCGCACGCCGGGGGCCCCCGCUCCAUCCCCGCCUUCGGGGCAGCCCCCUCGGGCCAUGCACUUUACCCCCCCCUUCCCCUGGGCAGAGGGACCCCCCCCAAAAAAAUAUAUACCUUUAAGGUGUGGGGGGGUCGGAGCGGACUCGGAGCGCUGCUGCUGCCCGGAGAUAUUCUUUGCUCCAUCGUUUUUUGCAUGAGCUUUGGUGGCCCGAGCGCCGUGUCCUGGUGUCGAGGGUCAGCCCCACUCCGGCACGCUUCUUUUUAACAGGAAAAAUCCUCAUAUUUGUAUUUUUAUAUCUAUCGAUCCGAAUCUUUGUUAAAAACGAUCGAUCCGCCGACGUCGGUCCGCUGUUGGAGUCUGCAGUGUAAAGGGGUCAUAUUUUUUUCCAUAAGAAAACAACAAAAAGAGAGAAAAAAA